Molecule: messenger RNA, 1229 nt
Organism: Echinops telfairi (small Madagascar hedgehog)
Lineage: Eukaryota; Metazoa; Chordata; Mammalia; Afrosoricida; Tenrecidae
Gene: PRRT1
Product: proline rich transmembrane protein 1
Exons: 4
Coding region: 110-1027 (305 amino acids)
Cellular component (GO): membrane
Source: RefSeq, a predicted model, not a curated record
CUCCAUCUCUGCGCUGCUGGCCGGCUGCGCCAUCCACGCACUCUGACUCCGCCACUGGUGAGGGACUGGGAUCCCGCUGCAGACACCUCGUCCCGGACAGAACGCAGGCAUGGCAUCCGAAAAGUCAGGCCUACCGGACUCGGUCCCUCACACCUCCCCUCCCCCGUACAAUGCCCCUCAGCCCCCCGCCGAACCUCCAGCGCCACCCCUGCAGACCGCCCCCUCCUCUCACCAUCACCACCACCACCACUACCACCAAUCCGGCACCGCCACCCUCCCGCGCUUAGGAGCCGGCGGCCUGGCCUCUUCCUCCGCCAGCGCUCAGCGUGGCCCCUCGUCUUCUGCCACGCUGCCACGACCCCCGCACCACGCCCCGCCCGGACCCGGCGCCGGGGCACCCCCGCCCGGAUGUGCUACCUUGCCCCGCAUGCCACCCGACCCUUACCUACAGGAGACUCGCUUCGAGGGCCCACUGCCCCCGCCGCCCGCCGCGGCCGCUCCGCCCCCGCCAGCGCCCUCGCAGACUGCCCAGGCCCCGGGCUUCGUGGUGCCCACGCACGCGGGGACGGUGGGCACGCUGCCGCUGGGGGGCUACGUGGCCCCAGGCUACCCCCUGCAGCUGCAGCCAUGCACUGCCUAUGUACCCGUCUACCCUGUGGGCACGCCCUAUGCGGGCGGGGCCCCGGGGGGAGCGGGGGUGACCUCCACGCUUCCCCCGCCGCCCCAGGGUCCAGGGCUGGCCCUGCUGGAGCCAAGGCGCCCGCCGCACGACUACAUGCCCAUCGCGGUGCUGACCACCAUCUGCUGCUUCUGGCCCACCGGCAUCAUCGCCAUCUUCAAGGCAGUGCAGGUGCGCACGGCCUUGGCCCGCGGAGACAUGGUGUCGGCCGAGAUCGCCUCGCGCGAGGCCCGCAACUUCUCCUUCAUCUCCUUGGCCGUGGGCAUCGCGGCCAUGGUGCUGUGUACCAUCCUCACCGUCGUCAUCAUCAUCGCCGCGCAGCAUCACGAGAACUACUGGGAUCCCUAGGGAUGCCCCCCGGCCCCGCCCCGCCCCGCGCCCUUCCUAGGGCCUUUAGCAGUCCCGCCACGGAGUCCCGGGGCACCUGCACACCCGCCUCCGGAGCCGCCCGACGAGGAUAGACCCCAAACGCCGCCUCCACGGAACCCCUCACCUGGCGAGCACGCUCCGAAUCCAGUUCCUCAGGAACCCCCCUCCCCAAAGUCCACCC